GUAAGUGUUGACACACAGUCGGCGGACCCGCCCCCUGGAACACCAGACAGCAACCUGCUCCGGCGUUGGGGGCGAUCCUACGAUCCACCACCACCGAGACACACCGCUCGAUGAUGUUCUAAACCCGUCGGCUUUGGUAAGAAAUCGCAAAUUGUACACUCCGUCGCCAGGGCAGACUUGUAGCCUAGAUUAUGUAGGCUACAUCCAGUGGUAGACAGUAGAAAUCUGAAUAUAAGAAUGAGUAUCCCUUCCAGCAGAUCACGUCUCUGUUCCUCGCAAUACUCAGAGCAUCUCAUAGACUCAUUCUGGCUUCCAAUCGCUACUACUUUCAUUCAACUGCUUUUGAAAACCAUCCAAAGAUUCCAAACAUCCACAACACCAUGGCCCCCCCCUUCCCGUCCCCAACCACGAAGUGGCACGACAGCACUUAUGAAUCCCUCUCCCCGACCCGCCCCGAGCUGUCGGCCAAGGGCAAGACAGUCCUCAUAACCGGAGGCGGCACUGGCAUCGGCGCCGAGACAGCGCGCUAUUUCGCCGCGGCGGGCGCCUCGCGGAUCGCCCUCCUCGGCCGCCGCGAACAGCCGCUUCUCGAGACCAAAGCCUCCAUCGAGCGCCAGUUCCCCGGCGUCGACGUCUUCGUGGCGCCCACCGACGUCACCGUGAAGAGCCAGGUGGACGCAGCGUUCGCCAACUUCCUCGGCCGCGACGGCAAGCUCGACGUCGCGGUCAGCAACGCGGCCAUCAUCGGCCCCCACGAGACUGUGGACGAGGUGGACGCAGAUAAGUUCAUCGACGGCGUCAGCCAGAACCUCCGCGGCGCGCUGUUGGUUGCGCAGGCGUUCCUGCGCCAUGCGGCCAAGGACGCCGUCGCCAUCAAUGUCUCGUCCUCGGCUGCCCAUCAAAAGUUUCGGCCCGCGAAGUUUGUUUCCUACAGCACGGCCAAGAUGGCCGCCGUCCGGCUCUGGGACUCGCUCGCCACUUCGUACCCGCACCUGAGCGUUUUCCAUCUCCAGCCCGGCAUCGUGGAUACGGAUAUGAACAAGCAGGCGGGCGGUGUCAAGGCCGCUGGCUUUGAGGAUAAUGUUUCCCUGCCGGCAAGCUUCAUGCUCUGGCUCGCGAGCCCCGAGGCGCGUUUCUUGAAGGGCAAGUUCUUGUGGGCGAACUGGGAUGUCGAGGAACUCAAGGCCCGCCGUAAUGAGUUGGAAUCGACCACGGUGCUGAACAUUGAUCUUGGUGGAUGGCCGUUUGGCGAGUCUGAUUACAGCCCCAAGUACAACUGGUAGUCAGACGAUGCAAUUUCCGCGUUGUCUACUUCUUCGUUGCCUUAGGUAUUGCUAGAAAUACCUACCUACCUACCUACUAGGUACACAUACAAUUGCUGGCGCGAGCCAUGCUGCAAAUAGACUACCUAGUAUAAUCUGCUGAGGUCGAAUUCAUGUUUGAUAGUGCGCGAUCCCAUAAUCAACGCCAGCUUCUAGUUGAAGCGAGACCAUAUCCAGCAA
Molecule: messenger RNA, 1502 nt
Organism: Chaetomium strumarium
Lineage: Eukaryota; Fungi; Ascomycota; Sordariomycetes; Sordariales; Chaetomiaceae
Exons: 2
Coding region: 381-1283 (300 amino acids)
Cellular component (GO): cytosol
Molecular function (GO): oxidoreductase activity
Source: RefSeq, a predicted model, not a curated record